Molecule: messenger RNA, 1569 nt
Organism: Enterobius vermicularis (human pinworm)
Lineage: Eukaryota; Metazoa; Nematoda; Chromadorea; Rhabditida; Oxyuridae
Source: the annotation of a GenBank genome assembly
UACGUGGACACAGUGUUUGCUGCUCAUCGAAUAUCUCGACAUGGAUACGGUGCCGAUGCUCCAACAUGGGAUUUUGCAUCGUCAUUUUUUUUUACAGCUACUAUGCUAACCUUGAUCGGUUAUGGGUAUAUUGCACCUGUUACUUUCUACGGACGACUUUUUGGUGUUGUUUAUUGUUUAAUUGGAAUUCCAUUAACGCUAGUUACUGUAGCAAAUGUUGCCAAAUUUAUCUCAGAAACUAUUUUUUUAAUUCAUUAUGAAUUUUGGAAACUAUGGAUGGAAUAUAAAGAAAGGAAACGAGGAGAAAUCGAUGAGAACAGGCCUCUGUUCGCUGACAGUGAAGACGAACAGGAGCUUUUGGAUCGUGUAAAACUUAUUCGUUUUCCGCCAAUACUCGUAUUUCUGUUUGUGUUUAUUUAUGGUCUUUUUGCUUCAUACAUUAUACAGUUGAAAGAAAAUUGGACUUAUGUUGAGUCAAUGUAUUUUACUUUCAUCAGUAUUUUAACUGUUGGGUUCGGCGACUUUCGACCAGAACCAAAAAAUAUGCUCACUGUUCUCAUUGUAAUUAUUGGUGGUAUUAUAUUGACAACGAUGUGUAUGGAUGUGAUUGGUAGAAUGUACCUCAAAGAAAUACAUUACCUUGGCCGUAAACUUCAGACCAAUAACCCAUUUUACUUGAUACGUGAAGCUAAAGCAAGGAGAAGAAGACAAGCAAUGGCCAGCUUGUUGGCUCAGUUUGCCAAAAGUAUGAUCUUUGCUCACCGAAAUUACAAUGAUUUGGCAAGGAAAAGAAGUCGAAAGGCUCGUAAACGACAACCACGUUUAGGAUCACGAUUACUUCCGGAUGCCAAAUAUCUGUUUGCCCGAAUGCCACCAGAUCCGCCAAGUGAAUGUCAGGUGGUAUCAACUUCAGCAUAUUCCGUACGUUUGGCUUGGGCUCCAGCUUUUUCAACUGACGAUGAAGUGACUUAUAACAUUCGUUACCGAUUAAAGUUUAAAGAGAACAGUAAAGUACGGGAAAUUGCUGGCAUUCACGGUAAUGCUGCAGAGAUUACAAACGUUGACUCCUGUUCGCUGUACGAAUUUCGUAUAACUGCAGUUUCCAAAUACGGUGAAAGUAAACCAGUUGUACUAGUACAAUAUACAGAACCACAGCUGAGUCCCCAGCAUAUUCGAGCAACUCGCUUGAACGCUAAUACAAUUGAACUUAUCUGGGAACCACCGUACAAGCGGCACUCUGAUGUUAAAAAUUAUAUUGUGUACUAUACUGACAACCCGAACUCAGUGUUAUCAGAAUGGGAAAAAAUAACGGUACAUGGACGACGGGUCGUGUUCCCAGAAUUAAAAUUUGAUUGGUUUUACAUGUUUUGUGCAACAGCGUGUUUUCGGGAUGGUCAACGAUCUCCUCUUUCUAGAGCAUUAUUUAUAAAAACGGAUCAAAUUGAGUUCAAACCACGAUGUGUCGGGCAGUCAAAAACUAUUGAAGUGAUGGAUUCGUUGUGUGAACGAGAAACAAGCAACGAACUUACGCCGUUGAUCAGGCGGAAUUACGUGUCUUUUGCUGUUUGA